GUAGAAGAAGUAUAUUUGCAUAGUGUAGUUUUAGAACGACAGUUUGAAUAUAACCGAUGUCAUCGAAGUGACUGUACUGGCAACCUUAACAUGGGGGACAAACUAGACGAAGGAAACUCAGUCUGGAUGUCCCGGCUGCCUGAGGAGCAUCUUGAUGUGUCGCUGUGGAAUUUGGCCAUUCCCGGGAGCCACGACAGCAUGUCCUUCUGUCUGGACGUGUCCUCUCCGGUUUUAGAGUCCGAGUCACGGUUCCUCAAAAUUGUGGACAAAGUCGCUCCCUGUUGGACUCGGCCCUGUGUGUCCCGUUGGGCCACCACUCAGCAAGCGGUGCUGGGUCGCCAGUGUGACCUCGGCAUUCGCUUCUUGGACCUGCGGAUUGCCAGGAAGCCAAAGGACUGCUACGACUUAUUCUUUGCCCAUGGCAUUUAUACGUGGAUUACUGUCAAGGAAGCGCUGGAUGACCUGGCCACCUGGUUGGAUGCUCACCCCAGGGAGGUUGUUAUUGUUUGCUGCUCGCAUUUUGCUAAUCUGACGCUCGGUGACCACACACGGCUCGUCGAGUACCUCAUAUCGCUGUUUGGAACCAAGCUCUGCUGCUCACAGGAUAAUCCCACCCUGCGAUCCUGUUGGUCCAGAGGGCAGCAGGUUAUUGUUUCCUAUGACAACCAGGAGAUGGCGCAGCGUCAUCCUGAAUUGUGGACUGGAAUACCUUACUGGUACGCUGAUAGCCCCGACCCUAACAAGGUGAUUGCUUACUUGGAGGCCCAGAAGCAGAAAGGAAGACCUGCUGGAUUUUACAUCAGUGGCCUGAACCUCACAGAGCAUGCGGCGUACAUCCUCUUUCAUCCUUUCCAGAGCAUGAGAAAAAUGACAACGCAGGCGAUCAUGCUACUGCUUGGCUGGGUGAGGGAACAACGGCCGGGACCUCAGGCGGGCGGUGUGAACAUCAUCUGCUGCGACUUUGUGGAUGUCGCUCAAUUCUGCGACGAUGUGAUUGGCCUGAACUACAAAGGCGGCGUGGACAGAGACAAGACUGGGUGGAUGUAGCACAGAUCGGAGGCUGUGAGACUUUAUGUGCGAGAGGGAGGAGCUACAGGAGGAGCAGAGGAGGGAGUCCAAACAUCGAGAACAGGAUCUCAAGAGAAAAGGCACAGACAAGAAAAAACUGGGAAAGUACUGUAAAGUAUUUGUCUUGGCUGAGCUUUGAGUCAUUUUCAUUUCUGUCUGGUUGCAGACGCACCAGCACAAGCCGUUUAGAUCCAGAGGAAAGCCUGACCAAAAAAUAAUGGCCAUCGCAUUGACCUAACAAUGGGGCUCAAAUAUUUAACAGCUGAAAACUCAGCUUUCAGUAUCAGUGUCUUCAUGCUUGAAGAACUUCCGACCUUAUAAACUCUUUUCUAAAUUGUUUAAGCUGUUGCAGACGUUAUCUCAUCUGAUGUUGUUCAUCUGUUUUCAUCAUCGCUGUGCCAGCCACUCAUGCAGCGCUUGGAACAGAUCAAUAUCUUCUCAAUAGCAUUUCAUAUCAGGGGGUGUGGGAAAUAUAACAAGAGACACACUGCAUUAGAUCAUUCAGGUUUCUUCUCCCGAGUAUUUGAACUUUUGCUCAACGUCUUGCUUAUUUCACGCAGGCAAUCCCUGCUCGGAACAGAUGGUUCACAUUUGAAAUAUCAUUCUUCAUACGCUUUGUUUUAUUCUACGUCUGCUGUGGCAGAAGGACAACACGUCGUCUGACCUGCAGCGCUUUUCACAGCAAACGGUAUUGCUACAUAAAGCAACAACGCCAUCAAGCUUUGUUCAAGCUUUGUUUGAGCCAUCAAGUUAGGCCGGAUCCACCACCACCACCAACCACCAACAGCCAGCCAUCAAGUUAGGCUGGAUCCACCACCACCAACCACCAACAGCCAGCCAUCAAGUAGGCCAGCUCCACCACCAACAGCCAGCCAUCAAGCUUGGCCGGAUCCACCACCACCACCAACAACCAGCCAUCAAGCUAGGCCGGAUCCACCACCACCUGGAUUCAAAGUGACAACUACUGAUGAUAACAUCUUUGACGGAGAGUGACUGCCCAGCGUGACUGCCCAGCUGCGGACCCACAACAACGAUCAGGAUCCCGAACAACUGGGUUGGCCAAGGCCAAAAUAGGUGCAUACCUUCUUCUUGCUGUGUCUCUGUGUUCUGCGGCUGCAUCAACAUGCAUCCUUAAAUAAGAUCUCCCUCGGCCUACUGGUUUUUACUGCUCAUCUUUGCUCUGUUCAUUACAACCCAGCCCUCCUGUGAAACUAGCAGACUUUUGCACUGGCCUGUAACAGUUACCUAUGGGGUUAGUACGCUGGACUUCCCACUAUUGCCCAAUGAUGCUCCCACUUUCUGGAUCACAAAAAAUGCAGGACUAUUCAGACUUUCUGCUUCACACUCCCCACUUUACUGUUUUGUGUUACUGCAGCAAUUCAUUGACUCUCCCCUCCCGUUACCUGGCAAAUUAACUAUGAAAGACAAAAGCAUUAAUCCAAAAUCAUACCUUGGCUCCAUCCUUGGUGCAUUUUAAUUGUUCUUAUGUUACUUAUCUCAGGGAAUAUUCAUCCUAACCCAGGCCCGGCUACCUUUAGUCAUGCUGUCCCUUCCUUGUCAUUUAGAUUUCUGUUAUCGUACAUCUAUGGGCUUUUUACAUAUUACAUCCGUAGCCUGUUACCCAAACUUGACCUGCUGAAAUCAUGGGUUCACACUACUACUCCUGAUGUUCUUGCUAUUUCUGAAUCUUGGCUCAAGAAAAGUAUUGUCAAUCCUGUUAUCUCCAUAGCAGAGCUAUGGACAGAGCUACUAAUGGAGGUGGCGUUGUUUUGUAUGUCAAAGAUCACCUGCAAUGCGCUGUUUUGCUGUCAAAGUCUGUUCCCAAGCUGUUUGAACUGCUAGUUGGGAGUGGGACCAAUCAAAGGGGGGUGGGUGUGCCCGGAAGCAGGCCGUGGCUUGUCAGGCAGUCCAAGGUCAUCUGGGAAAGCCUGCGGCAUUCCCUCGCCUCCCCAGUGAGGAUGGGAUGGAAGUUUGACAUAAGAAUUGUAAAUGCAAAAUUCCCAAAAAGUACUUUUUCUUUAAAACUGUUUGUAGUUGGGAGAAGCCGAUUUCUCCUUCCAUGCUCGGACCUGUUGUUCCUAUUUGGAUGUUUUAUAUUUGCCCAGUUGUUUCCUUGUUUUUCUGAUACAAUGUGGCUUCCUCCUUUGUUGGCUUUCUUGUACGUGGUGUGGCUAUCAUAAAUAGAUCCUAACUCUCCAAGAGUACAACAAGAAUACAACACAACAGUUUGAGGAAGCCCCCUUCAUGUCGGCUUUACACUCUUCUUGAAGUAUAAACCAUUUCCCCGCACAGGAAUGUGAAAUAGUCUCGCUUUUCUUGGUAAAUCCGGUAAGAAAGGGAAAAGAUGACAUCAUUGCAAUUUCAGCUGGCUAACAGGGAAAGAAAACACGUGGUUACAUUUAGCUGAAGGUCAGUGAGGAAAACGUCAGCUUGUGUUUCACGUGUGGCCUGCAACAUCCCAAGGAGUCGACCUCCUGGCAUUGUCUGUAUUUGAUGGGCAGCCACUCUUCUACUCUUCUAGCAUAAGGACAACAUCUACAGGAAGACAAAUGAACAGAACAGGGUCAAUGUUCUUGAGCUGUAAGAAGGGGGGGUGGGGGGCGUUUAGGCCCAUCAGGGACCAUCAGUCAUGAGGCUUCUUUGGAGAACAGGUGACCAAAGCCACAACAGAUUGUUCUGUUUUUUGCGAUUAGCCUCUAAGUCUGACCCGGAAUCUCUGCAAGGUACAGUUCUACUGGGUGUAAAAAACACCUGAUAAUGGAGGCCCCAUUUCCGUUAAAACAGCUGUGACAGCUUUUAUUUCCAACAUCAACAUGGAGACAAUCUCCUCAAGUCGUCAGAGGCUGUGACAGCAACAGAACUACACAAGCCGACCCAGAAAGGAAAUGAAGGAUUAGAGGACGGCUGUUGUCUCUGCUGCUGGGGUCCCAGGACCCUGCUUGUGCUGCUUUGAUGAACCACGGGUGAUCUCUUCCUUUGCCAGCAGAGUCCGUUUAUACUGGCCUGCCGAGCCUCACUGGAGACACGCAGGGCGCUUCUCUGCAGAUCGUGUUGACAGAGUGGGAAGUCAUUGCCGAUGAACUUGUGAUGGCGGCUUGCUGGAGUCUACAGAGGCUGCAUUAGGACCAAUCAGCACCGUAGAAGCUUAAAACCAGUUGAGUUGCUUAGAGAGUUUGGAGCAACAGGGCAAGGCUUCCAAAAUCAACUUGGAUGGAUUUAGCAAGGCUGUAACAAGAUAUUUGAUAUUUAUCAACCCCCAAAAGAUGCAUAAACAGAAUGAAAAGACAAACAUUGUAUGACAGAGGUUGAAUACGUUCUCUGCUAUUCCAAGGUGAAUUAGAUCAUUAGACCAUCUACACAAUCCAUAACCACCAAACUCCUUGGGCCUGGAUACCGUCUGCUCAGACCCUGCCUGGAUAUAAGAUCAUAUUUCUCGACAUGUUUUAGAGCUUCCAGGUUUGGCCAACAGGAACAUUUCAGGAGAACUAGCGGAA
Messenger RNA from Doryrhamphus excisus (bluestripe pipefish), 4562 nucleotides. RefSeq names its product PI-PLC X domain-containing protein 1. The record is from RefSeq and is a predicted model, not a curated record. NCBI's taxonomy places the organism in Eukaryota, Metazoa, Chordata, Actinopteri, Syngnathiformes, Syngnathidae. Gene Ontology annotation, molecular function: phosphoric diester hydrolase activity. Gene Ontology annotation, biological process: lipid metabolic process.